AUGUCCUCAUCCAGCUCUCCUCCGGCUAAACGUCCGAGAACCGAAGAGGAUACGAUAGUUCGGUCUGAAAUCUGGUAUAAGGAUGGGAGCGUUGUUCUCCAAGCCGCAAACACCCAAUUUCGUGUCCAUUUCAGUCUCCUGGCGGCACACUCUACAGUGUUCAGUGACAUGUAUGAACUACCACAGCCAGAGUUGCAGGCAACUGUUGACGGUUGUCCACUGGUUGAGGUACACGAUGAUCCCGAAGAUGUCAAAAACUUGCUUUCCGUUCUGUAUACCCCCACGCUGCUAUCGCAAACGCCUCUUCCGUUCCCCAUUGUCGCGGCUCUCGUGCGACUGGGAACCAAAUACGACUUUCGUGAGCUCCUCGCGGUUGGAGUGAAGCGGAUCCACCUCCAGUUUCCUAGUACGCUGGAAGAUUACGCUGCACGAAAACUCCCGACUGGGAAUGUUGCCAUGCACAUCUCUCAUUUCCCGAAUUGUUUGUUCAGCGUCCUUCGGUUGGCGAUAGAGCACGACAUUCAAUGCUCUCUCCCCUGCAUUUACUACGAUAUAAUGCUAAUUCCAAAGGAGAAAUGGGUCAACGGAAUAAAGACGGCAGGGACCAUCUCUAUUUUGAGACCCCCUGAUUUGGCCACGUGUCUUCUGGGCUCCGAGAAGCUUGCCCGAGUGCAAUUUCAGGACGGUUACAUCUGCUCAUGGAUGCACAAACUGCCGAACCUCGAAACCUGCGAAAACUUUGUCGUGUGCGCCGCCAAUCGCCUCAAGAUUCUGCGAGGCCACGCCAAUCAUAAACAUUCCUGCUUUCUGCUGGCGGGCUUCAACCCAGAUAAGUCUCAAAACUGGUUGUAUCGAUUCUGUCCGCCGUGUCAGAAGGAGAUCGAAGAUGUAUACCAUGCAGGCAGAGAAAGGGGCUGGGAGGAUCUCCCAGGUUUUUUUGGCCUGCCUUCCUGGGGCGAGUUAAAGACCGGCCUCCCUUGA
Messenger RNA from Mycena indigotica, 981 nucleotides. RefSeq names its product BTB domain-containing protein. The transcript has 3 exons. Lineage: Eukaryota; Fungi; Basidiomycota; Agaricomycetes; Agaricales; Mycenaceae. Gene Ontology annotation, molecular function: protein binding. Bases 1 to 981 code for a protein of 326 amino acids. The record is from RefSeq and is a predicted model, not a curated record.